Molecule: messenger RNA, 5319 nt
Organism: Thecamonas trahens ATCC 50062
Lineage: Eukaryota; Apusomonadida; Apusomonadidae
Exons: 3
Coding region: 1-5319 (1772 amino acids)
Molecular function (GO): calcium ion binding
Source: RefSeq, a predicted model, not a curated record
AUGUACCUCUUCUCGUGCUCGUUCAACUUUACUUCGUGCUACGCGGUCCAGAUCGAGCCCUUUGCUCAGGCGGCAAAACGGCCGGCGGUUGUUGCUGAUCCUGCUAACAACCGCGUCUUUGUUGCCUCCCCGGCCCAGUACAACAGCAACCACCUGCAUGUCCACCGCUGUAUCAACGGUGGUCAAUCGUGCGACCUCACCGUAGACGUUUCAACGCUCGCCUCACAGGGCAUCAACUCGGGCCUGGCGCCGUCCAUCGCCUAUGACUCUGUCACCUCGACCGUCUACAUCGCUGUGCAGAACAACUUUGCCGUCACUAACAGGGCCUUUGUCUUCAAGUGCAAUGACGACCUGAGCGCGUGCUCCAUCCACAACGCCUCGGGCGGCGCCGUCGACGAGUCAGGCAUUGAGCCGUCUAUCGCCAUCGAUGAGGUCGGUCGCCUCGUCUACGUCGCCACCACUGACACUCGCUCAGCCGAGUCCAAGGCCCGCGUCGUCGUAUGUGACAUGAACAUUUCUUCUUGCACCGGCUACGACAUCUCGCCCACAAACAACGCCGUCUCCAACGUCAACAUCGCUCUCAAUGCCGCUGACCUCGUCUUCUAUGUCUCGUAUAUCAACGAGGGCGCGUCGGGCUUCCUCUGGCUCUCCCGCUGCUCCACGGUCGACUUUUCCUGCACCGACGAACUGGUCGAGGCCAACUCUGGUACAGCCUACGCUAACGUCGACGUCGACACAACCGUCUCUCCGCCAAAGGUCUACACCUCGUUUGCCGACAGCUUUACCACCCCGGUCGUCGCCAUUUCGGCCUGUCCCGUCACCUGGGAUCGCCCCACCAACUUGGCUGGCGCCUCGCUCGCUUCACCCGACAUUGUCUGCUCCUCGCUCUUCUCCAACGCCGCAAUCCUCGGAUCCUCGGCUGCUUGCACCUGGGCCACGCCCUCCAAACUCACCGUCGUCCUCGGCGCGUCACCGACCGCCGUUCCGGGCAACAUGCUCCUCUUCGCCGCUCCUGUUCUCGACGCCGCCACCCGCGCCGCCACCGGUGUCGUACUUCAGGCCGCCCCCAACUCGGCCCAGCCCGUUGCUAACCUCAUCGCGCCACCAACCGUCGACUCGUGUGGCACCAUCGCUAUCGAUGCCACCACCUCGUCGGGCAUCCGCACCCAGACUACGUUUCGCCUCGUCUCGCCCGUCGACCUCGUCGUCUCGGCCGCCCUCGAUGCCGCCUUUCCUGCCUCGCGUAUCUCAAUUGAUGUCGGUGGUUGGCCGACUGCCACGCCGUACGUCUUUGAGGUCAACGUAACCGACUGGCUCGGCGUUUCGUCCUCUGCACAGACAACCGUUGUCAAGGAUCCAGGCACGCCGCUCAUCGCCCUCUCCGCCAAAUCCCUGGCCAUAACCUCGCGCACUCCGCUCGCCGUCGACGUCUCGGUCGCCUUUGCCGCAUGCCCUUCGGAUGCCACAACCCCAGUCGCCAUCUCCUGGUCCACUCUCUCCGGGCCAGUCGAUCCGUUCGCGACUGGUGUCGCUGACCCAGCCCGCAAUGUCCUUCUCCUUCCACCGGGAUCGCUCCCGCCGGGAUCGACUCACGUCUUCAAGGUCAACGUCUCCACCACUGCCCUCGCUGUUGCCAAGUCGUCAGUUGACACCGUCUCGGUCUCGGUCCGCUUCUCGCAGCUCGUUGCCCACAUUAAGGGCGGUGCAGCACGGACCAUCCUCUCCAAUGCUAACCUUGACCUUGACGGCUCCGCUUCCUACGAUCCAGACGCCGUCGCUGGCGGCCUCACCUACACGUGGUCGUGCUCUGCAGGCGGAAGCGCGUGCGUCUCCGCACCGUCUUCGGUUGAUUGGUCAAGUCCUUUGCUCUCCAUCCCGGUUGCCUUGCUCACCGCUCCCCUCGGCUCCGACAUGACUAUUACUCUCCGCGUUGCUCAAGGUGCCCGCUCCGCAACCACUACCGCCGUCGUCACCCGCGCAAACCUGCCGUUUGUCAGCACCCGCGCCGUCUGGCGUGACGACGACCUCGUGCCCAACGUCAACGAAGUCAUCAUCUUUCUCUCCGAGGUCCUGCCCGAGCUCGCCGACGACACCCUCGAGUUCCUCUGGGAUGAGUCAGCGAGCCGCAUCGACCUCCAUCCCGACAACGACACCCUCGCCACCACGACAGCCACCAUGCGCAACUUUGGCAUCCGCGCAAAUCGCAUGCGGACCGAGAUCGACUACGACUUUCGUCUCUACGUCCGUGUCAUCCGCGAGUCGGGCACCUUUGCCCGUGCUAGCCCUGGAACGCGCAUCACUUCGCGCUCUGUCGAUGCUGCCUGGCGUGCCGCCUACCCGCACGCCACCUUUCGCGGCUCGGCUACGGUUGUCGGCACCCGCGCCAUCUCUCCCUACUUUUUCAUCGCCUCGCAGCGUGUACUCCUCAACGCUGUCCCCGCAGGCGGCACUUUCACCACUAACGUCUCGUCCGAUGCUACCGCCGCCACCCUCGUCACAUUUACCUUUGCAGGCUGGACAGACGCAGACGACGACACCGUCCUCUACGCCAUCCAACAAGAGCUUCCCUCUGGCGACCGCGUCGACCUGGUGCCCUCGUCCAUCGGAACCUCGCACUCGGUCUACCUGCAGGCUGGCCUCGCCGCAGAUGACUUUCGGGUCUCGGUCAUCGGCAUUGUCUCCGACGACCGCUUCGGUGCUGCCCCGCCCGUCCGCCUCACUCUCCGCGUCCGCCCCUUCCCUGUCGCCUCAGGCUCACCAGGCGCCGCCGCUGCCUCGCUCAUCGACGGCAUCCUCGCCGACGCCAUCGCCCUCGGCAACACCCACCAGGCGCGCCAGCUCAUCUCCUCCAUCUCGGCAGUCCUCAACGGACCGCCGCCCACCCCGGGCGCCACCGUUGAUCCGGUUGCGCAGACCUCGCGCCUCCGUCUGUUCAACGUCCUUUCCUCGGUCUCGCGAGUCACCAACAGCACCGUCGGCGAACUCGCGCAGACCGCUUCCCUUCUCUCGCUUGUCCUCGGCACGCCUGCCGAGGUGUCACCAGCACUCACCAUCCGCGCCACUGCCAUGGUCCAGCAGCUCGUCGCCGGCCUCGUUGGUAAGCGCGUAUCCGAGGCCCAGGCCUCGUCGGUCUCGACCGCCCUUGCUGCCAUCAUCCGCGCCGACGGCGCCGCUGGCUCCUCCUCGGACGGAUCCGCCACAGCGACCGCUUUUGCUCUCCUCUCCGACGUGACUGACGCCCUCAUGGCCGACGCCGUCGACGGCAUGGCCCCGCUUGUCGCUUCCAACUCGAUGUUUCGCCUCGAGGUUCAGCAGUUUGCUGUCGCUAAUAUCGCCGCCAGCAAGCCGACCCGCGAUCCACAGGCCGCUGUCACCGUGGUCGAGGCCUGCUCCGCUUGCCUCGCCUUUUCCUCCAACCCGUACGCCUUUAACGGCGGCCGCCGUGUCGGCGACCCCAACGGCACCGUUGCCUUUGACGCCCUCUCGGCCGCUGUCAUUUCGCUCGAUUAUGCCACCACCCCGGCGUCUGCACUCUCGCUCGGCGCCGCGCUCCCAGCUGUUCAGGGCAAACUUGCUGUCGACCGCGCCCCGGAUCCCAUCCGCAUCGUCAUCCCGCUCAGCGGCGCAGAGCUCGGCGCAGAUGCCUGCGUCUUUUGGAGCGACGCCUUGGGCGGAUGGAACACCACCGGGUGCCAGGUCGGCACCGUCGUCCGCGGCUCCCACGCAGAGUGCGUCUGCAACCAUCUCACCACGUUUGCCGUCAACACUCUCGAUGCCUCGGACUUUGCCCGCCUCGGCAGCGUCGAGGACCAGCCCGAGGCCCUCAUCGUCGUCGUCAUACUCUGGGCCGCCUUCCUCAUCGCGCUCCCGUUCCUCUACAUGUACGACAUCCGUGACCGCGAGCUGCUCCUUGUCGACCGAACCGGCAAGCUCUCGGCCUUCCUCCGUGCCAAACGCGCCAAGAUCAGAGGCAAGAAGCACCUGCUUUGGCACACGCUCAAAGAGUCGAUGGUCCACAAGCACCUCUGGCUGUCACUGGCCCUCAAGCUCGAGGACGAUCCCUUCACUCGUGUCUUCCGUGCUGCCGUUCUCCUCACCACCCUCACUGCAGGCAUGGCCGUCGCUGCCGCUUUCUACCGCGACCAGGACGACGACUCGGUCUCGGGCACCCGCGGCCGAAUCACAGAGCUCGUCGUCUCGGUCAUCAUCGGGCCGGUUCUCUUUGGCCCGCUCACCCUCGCCGCCAUCCUCAUGCGCAAGUCCUCGGCCGGUACCGUCUAUGGCCUCCUCCCGCGCGAGCGCCAUUGGCUGUGGAUGAAUCCGAGUGCCUCGCCGGCAGACGCCAUCGGCCGUGGCGGCGAUCACCACUCGUUCGACAACGUCUCGCUCAUGCCCGACCGCUUCACAGAGAGUCUCUCGCUCUCGGAAUCUCGCGCCUCGUCGUCGUCGAGCGUCUCGGAGCAGGAGGAAGGCAGUUUCUCGUCGUCGUCGGCCUCGACCAGCACGUCAGCCUCAUCGUCAUCGUCUUCGCUUUCAGCCCGUGACGUCCACGACGCGCUAGCAGACGCCUUGCUCAUGACCACCGAGGCCGUCCGCAAGAAUCGCUACGACUUUUCAUCCUCGAUUGGCAGCGAUCGCGGGAUCCCGGUCGCCUCUGGCGUUGCCCGCAAGCGCCUCGCUGGCUCGUCGUUCUCGUCCGAGUCAGACGACGGCGCUACCAAGCUCGCUCAGCGCAAGGGCCCCCGUCGCUGUGGCUGCCUCUGCCGCAAGGCGUACAAGCCAACCGUCGACGAGAUGAUUGCGGCCCUCCCGCGCAACGUCCUUAACCUCGCCGCCUCGGAUUUUGCCCGCAUGGACCUCGAUGGCAACGGCUCGCUCGACCGCAGCGAAGUCGCCGUAAUCAUGUCUCACCGCGGCUGGAUCGUUGAACCCAAAGAGCUCGAAAACAUAUUCAAGGUCAUCGACACCGACGCCAGCGGCGCCAUUGAGUUUGAAGAGUUCCUCAGCGUCGUCGCCCUUCGCCACUACAAGCUUGCCGCGGAGGAGGAAGCCAUGCGCCAUGGCAAGCUCGCGGGUUGGUUCGGUUGGCUGGUCUUUGUCAUCCUGGUCGUCGUCUCGGCCGGCUGCUCGCUCCUGGUCAUCGUCUACGGCCUCAAGUUCUCGCGUCCGGUUGUUCACUCAUGGCUCCGCACCUUCUUCUACACCCUUGUUGCCGACAUUCUCUUCUUUGAGCCACUCAAGGUCAUCGGCGGUGUUCUCAUGGCUUCUGUCGCCUUCCUCUCCGACACAAAUCUAGCCGAGCUCACCAACCUCUUCUGA